Messenger RNA from Rhopalosiphum maidis (corn leaf aphid), 2160 nucleotides. RefSeq names its product bifunctional lycopene cyclase/phytoene synthase-like. The coding region runs from base 1 to 1800 and encodes 599 amino acids. The transcript is spliced from 3 exons. Gene Ontology annotation, molecular function: intramolecular lyase activity; geranylgeranyl diphosphate synthase activity. Gene Ontology annotation, biological process: biosynthetic process. The record is from RefSeq and is a predicted model, not a curated record. Lineage: Eukaryota; Metazoa; Arthropoda; Insecta; Hemiptera; Aphididae.
AUGUUAACAUACAUAGAUUUCCACUUAUUAUACACACUUCCGGUUAUUGGCAUAUUGUCGUUAAUCGCACGACCAUUUCUUAACCGUUCGGAAAUUUUUAAAAUUGCAUUUUUAAGUACUAUAGCUUUUGUGUAUACAACACCAUGGGACAACUAUAUCAUCUACAAAGAAGGCUGGUCAUAUGCACCAGAAAAAAUCUUAGGCUCUAUUGGAUAUGUACCUAUUGAAGAGUACAUGUUUUUUGUUAUACAAACCGUUUUGACAUCACUGUGGGCUUUGCUCUGUGUCCGAUGGUCAACUCCGUGCUUAAAUUUCAACUAUAACAAACACAGCUACCAAUUGAUUCGGUGGAUACCGAUCGCGUUUUUAGCCAUAGCCACGGUCGUAGGUUAUAUAAUUGCUAUUCCCGGACAGUCAACCUUUUACUUGGGAUGUGUACUAUGGUGGGUAUCUCCGGUGGUUAUAUUCAUGUGGUAUGGAGCCGGAAAUUUUUUCAUAAAAAAAAUAAUACCGUGUACUUUUGCGAUCGUGGUUCCUACGUUGUACCUGUGUUGGGUAGAUCAAAUAGCCCUUAAGGAAAACAUUUGGCAUAUAAACGAAAAGACAAUGUUAAAUAUAUUCGUUGCCGAAGACUUGCCAUUUGAAGAAGCAUUUUUUUUCUUAAUAUCAAAUGUUAUCGUUGUCUUGGCAGGUUGUUGUUUCGAUAAAGCUCGCGGUAUGAUAGAGACGUACACAUUGGAAUAUCCACAACGAUUUAAUAUUAAUUGGGCGUUUAUUCAGCAACUGUUCUGGGCAUUCGUGACAUCAGAAUAUAAUAUGCCACAAAUCGUGACGGGAGAUAUAAAAGAGAGCAUUGACAUUAUUACAGUUGCUUCAAAGUCAUUCACUACUGCCAGUUUUCUUUUUCAAGCCGGAAUUCGAUUGGAUUUAAUAAUUUUGUACUCAUUUUGUCGUGUAACGGAUGAUAUGAUUGAUAACGAGUUGGAUGUCGAAAAGAAAAAGCGAAAAUUUGAAUUAACCAACAAUUUUAUCAACGAAUUAUUUCAUGAUAGAAAGUCAGAUUAUGAUGUCGGAACAAAACCACAAAAAUUGAAUAUCGAUUGGACGAAAUAUGAAUCCGGACUGACUGACGUGGAGAUGUCGUGUUUUCGCGCAUUAUCGAGAAUCGCAUUUUAUUUGCCCCGUAAGCCUUUUGAAGAGUUACUCGCAGGUUACAAAUGGGAUAUUGAGGGUAGGUUAAUCAGAAAUGAAGACGAUUUAUUAUUAUACUCCACGUAUGUGGCUGGAAGCGUCGGUGCGUUAUGUGUAUAUGUGAUGAUGUACAGGUGUGAUAACGAUAAAUUUGAACUUGUCGAAAACUACGAUUAUGUCAUAAAAAAAGCAUAUCAAAUGGGACAAGCUUUACAACUUGUGAACAUUGCUCGUGAUAUCGUCACUGACAGCGAAACAUUGGGUCGGUGCUAUAUACCCACCGAAUAUAUGGACGACGAAGACGAAGAAGUAAAAAUAUUAUGCCAGGAAAAGAAACCAAGGUCUCUAGGUGAUAAGAAGUUAAAAAAAUACUCUACGAGGAUGAUCCAUCUUGCCAACAAGCAACAGUUAGAAUCGGUGGACGCUAUCAAGUGUUUGCCACGAGAAACAAGAGGUUCGGUUCUUGCAACCACUGAUAUUUAUCGAGGGCUUGUUUCUGCUAUUCAGUCUAGUCCAACUUAUCCUGCUAGAGCUUCAUUGUCAAAAUGGAAUAAAAUCGUAAUAGGAUUAUAUUCUUUAUAUAUUAAAAGCAUCCAGUAUGUUGUAUAAUUUUUAUUGAACAGUGGUAGAUUUCGAAGAUGUAUGUAGUGAAAGGGUAUAUUAUGAAUUUUGGCACUUUCCUGAAGUUUCAACAUCAUCUUUGUUCGAUGUUGAGCUAUGAAAAAAAUUGGCCUGUAAAAAUGAUAUUUGAUUGGUCCUGAAUAUAAAAAGGUUUUUUUUAGGUGGGGGAGGUAUACAAUAUAAAUUUAUAUAUGCUUACUUAAAUAUUUCCUCUUAAAUUAGUUAUCAUUAAACGAACUAACUCAUAAUUCUGACCUUAAUUAAAACAGAAUAUAAUAUUAAAUUUAAGACAAAUUCACAUAGUUCUUUUUACACUUAUAAAUUACUUAUUUUUAACAAUGUCAAAUG